Echinops telfairi (small Madagascar hedgehog) is the source of this 4638-nucleotide messenger RNA. RefSeq names its product IST1 factor associated with ESCRT-III (gene IST1). The transcript is spliced from 10 exons. Bases 93 to 1205 code for a protein of 370 amino acids. Lineage: Eukaryota; Metazoa; Chordata; Mammalia; Afrosoricida; Tenrecidae. The record is from RefSeq and is a predicted model, not a curated record. Gene Ontology annotation, biological process: protein transport.
GAGGAGGCAGCCAUUUUGGAUGCUGAGCGCCGAGACGGAAGUCGGCCUGGGCUGUUUUCUCGCUGGGAUUCGAUCAGGAGAAAAAGCACAGCAUGCUGGGCUCUGGAUUUAAAGCUGAGCGUUUACGAGUGAAUUUGAGAUUAGUCAUAAAUCGUCUUAAACUGUUGGAGAAAAAAAAAACUGAACUGGCCCAGAAAGCAAGGAAGGAAAUCGCUGACUAUCUGGCUUCUGGGAAGGAUGAACGUGCUCGGAUCCGAGUGGAGCACAUCAUCCGGGAAGACUACCUUGUGGAGGCCAUGGAGAUCCUGGAGCUGUACUGUGACCUGCUGCUCGCCCGGUUUGGGCUCAUCCAGUCUAUGAAGGAGCUGGAUUCUGGUCUAGCUGAGUCCGUGUCUACACUGAUUUGGGCUGCUCCUCGACUCCAGUCAGAAGUGGCCGAGUUGAAAAUCGUUGCUGAUCAGCUCUGUGCCAAGUAUAGCAAGGAAUAUGGCAAGUUAUGUAGAACCAACCAGAUCGGAACUGUGAAUGACAGGCUAAUGCACAAGCUGAGUGUGGAGGCUCCACCUAAAAUCUUGGUGGAGAGAUACCUGAUUGAAAUUGCCAAGAAUUACAAUGUACCCUAUGAGCCUGACUCAGUGGUCAUGGCAGAAGCACCUUCCGGGGUAGAGACAGAUCUGAUUGAUGUUGGCUUCACAGAUGAUGUGAAGAAAGGUGGCUCUGGAAGAGGUGGAGGUGGUGGUGGUGGGUUCACUGCACCAGUUAGUGGACCUGAUGGAACAGUGCCAAUGCCCAUGCCCAUGCCUAUGCCUAUGCCCAUGCCAUCUCCUGGGUCUCCUUUCUCAUAUCCACUUCCUAAGGGACCUUCGGAUUUCAAUGGAUUGCCAGUGGGAACUUAUCAGGCCUUUCCUAAUAUUCAUCCACCUCAGAUACCAGCAACUCCCCCAUCGUAUGAAUCUGUUGAUGACAUUAAUGCUGAUAAGAAUGUUUCUUCUGCACAGAUUGUUGGUCCUGGGCCCAAGCCAGAAGCCUCUGCCAAGCUUCCUUCGAGACCUGCUGAGACCUGUGACAACUUUGUACUUCCUGAGCUGCCCUCUGUGCCAGACACACUACCCACUGCAUCUGCUGGUGGCAGCACCUCAGCUUCUGAAGACAUUGACUUUGAUGAUCUCUCCCGGAGAUUUGAAGAGCUUAAAAAGAAAACAUAGGCCUUUAAACUAGGAAACUUCCAGGUUCUGGAAAUUGGGACUAAGCACCUCCUCCUUGUAACAAAGAAUCUCCAUGAAAUUCCGUUUCAUCUAUUAAUCAUCACUGAGUGUACUCUUCCAAUGGGCUCUCUUCCUGCUUUACCAAAUUCUGCCACUGUCCAGUUCUCUUGCGCCUGAGACACUAACGCCUGGAGACUCCAGCGCAGCUGACUGUUGGCAGCUGUGCUUGUCCAUUUCCUGCCAGUAUGACCCAGGUUCGCUCCUGACCUGUCCCACAGCCCCAACACAGGAGAGUGAGAAGGCCCAAAGCAUUGUGGACAGAGCUGCAAUCAAUGGCUGUUAGAAACAAGCCAGCCCUUCUCUGCAAAGGGAUUUGUGAUGAGAGAGAACCAAGGCCAAGGUGUGUUUUCUUGCCCUCUGAUGUUAAUAGGGGAGAGAGAGAAUGACUCAGGAAGCCCUUGUAACAGUUUUGGAAAUGGGGCCCUCUCAUUGGCAUGUACAAUGCUCCUUGCUGCAGGGCACGGUUCCACCUGGAUCCAGUUGCAAAGUUUAGUGGGAAAGUUAAUGGCCUCUCUUAGUUCUACUGGAUUCUCAGGGAGCCCUCUGUGGCCUUUUUGCUCUGUUUCCUUUUGACCAGAGGCAGCACUGUAAAUUCCUCUUUUUUCCUUAUAGCAUCAUCUGUUGGAUUUUAUCACUGGCAGAAGGAUGGGCCACAUGUUGGGCAGGAAUUGCCAUUCAAGGCUAGGGUGGGCUUCCAGCUGCCUUAAUAGAAGUACCCAAGUCUCUCUCGGGUAGUGAGCUGGGAUGUCUACAGGAAAAGACAGGUGCCUGUUUUCAUUUGAAAACUUUAUGACUGAGUGAAACUUUAAAAAACGGAUCUCACAAUUUUGUUUGGUGCCCAUGUGGCUGUAGUUGUUCAGCUGCUUGCUUCCCAGGGUGGAUGAGCUGCUCACUGUUGCAACUUCCGUGCUCUUUUACUCCCUGCCCAAGACCACUUGUCUCCAUGCGAGUGGCAUUGGGAUUGGAAGAUGGGCUUUCUCUUCAGUACAGUGUCUGUGCAUACUUGUUUUAAGCAACUUUUCGUUAUGGUUUCUGAUUGGUUUGUAUUUCACAGCUUGGUAGCUGCUAAUAAAAUGAAAGACUCUACUCUUCUCACCCUGUUGUUUGGUCAAAUAGUGGACAAGAGACUCUACUGUUCUCACCUUGCUGUCUGGCCAAAUGGUGGACAAGUUUAGAUUUGAGUAGAUUGUUCUUUAAGCAAAUAGCCUGUGCUGGUGCAGGAGUCCAACGCAUAUUGGCUCCAUCAGAAGAGAAACCCGUUUGACUUGCGUGAUUAAGCCCAGAUAACAUCUGUGAGUUUGCUCAUUCACUGUCCUGACAGAGGUCCCCUCAGCUAAACUUUGCAUCAUCUUUAUUUUUGAUAAGCUUCAAUAAGCUCCCUUUUUAAAAUACCAUUUCCUUCUGCCGUCUCGUUACAAGGGAUGGUCAGGUUCCGUUACUGGGUGGCAGAGCUUAUUUCACCUGUAUCAUUCUGGCAGUGUUAGCUCUGCUCUGAGAGUGCCAAUGGCCAAAACUUACCAACUUUGAACCCAGGUGAUUUGAUUCCUGAUUUACAGAAUUAAGAACAAAGUACAGAAUAGACAUCCGUAACAUUUUUAAGUCAUGCCAUGCAAAGAUAGAUUUUAAUACAGUAAGAAGUAAGCUCAGGAAGGAGGUAGCAGGAUUAAGAGAGGCCAUCACCUGGAACCUCAGAGGCAGGGCCAAUUGCUGGCAUGGUGGCUUGCUUAGUUAGACCAGGGCAUGUUCUGAUGCUGUUGUAGCCCUAGCAAACGUGAGACUUUUCGUAGCAGUAUAUCAAUCAGUGCAGCUUCUUAAUCUGUUUGAGGAUGAGAAGGAAAAUGGGAAAUCAUUGAUACUGGAGGGAAAAAGGACUGACAAUGCAAAAUUAAUUCCUUUAAUGAUUGGCUGUCAAGUUGCAGUGAUCCUUCAACUGAGUUGAGGUCUGAAUUUUGUAGGACAGAGAGUAUAGAACAGAAUGUCGAAUGGUCAAUUGGGUUUUCUGAGAAAAUGGUUAGCAGAGGCAUGGAGACCAAUAAAGGAAAUAUGAUGUUGCUAUGUUUUAACGUCCGUUUGUAAUUUAAGACCUUGUUUGAGGGUAAGUCAAAAAGUAUUGCUAUAAAAUAGUUUGUUAAAACAAAAAUGAAGCCACUUUUCAACAUAACCACCAUCUAGUUGUAUACACAUUUGAAGGCAAUAUUUCCAUCCCUUUUCCUUAAGAAUUCUGCGUUCUUCAGUUUACAAAAAGGCAGUUAGUUUGGGUGUCUUUGAAGCACUUAAAUUGUGUUCUUUUCAAUGUUCUUGCAGUUGAGGGAACAAAAGGAAGUCUGAAGGAAUAAUAUCAGGGCUGUUGGAUGGAUAGAGUAAGGCUUCCCAACAAAACCUUCAAAGAAUGGGGAGGUGCGUGCAUUAUUGUGAUGGGGAAAAGGCCUCAGGAUUGUCCUGUAUCCUUGGAGAAAAUCUAUCAAGGCUACCCUUUGGGAAACCUUAAAACCAGUUGCCAUAGCCUGAACUGACCUAUCUGCCUUAACAGAAUUGAACUGGGCCAGCAGAUUUCCCUUGGAAGCCACUGGUGGGGGUUUUGUUUGUUUGUUUUUAGAGGACACUCUAACAAGCCUAAGACAAUGUAUUACUCAGAACUUGUCUGCAGCCAUUCACUGACCACACUUGUUAAACAUGUUUCGUUUGGGAUAAAUCUGUGGGUAUAUGAACUUCAACCCUAGUAGCAACAUUUUUAAUUAAAGUUUUCACUUUAAUGUAUAAGAUCAUGAUUCAAUAUCUUUAAAUGACUGAGCUAUUGAGUUACCUUAAGAGACUUCCUUUCUUUUCCAAAGGCCAUUAGGAUGGCAGAAACAAAAAGGUUAAUGACGACAAGUACCAUCGAGAUGACGCCAGUAAAGAUCAGAAAAGAGCCCAGGACCGGGUCUAAAGCAAUAACCUGGAAAGACAAAACACUGAUAUAAUACUGAAGGACUGGCUGCUUUGUUUCUGCUUUCAAAACACAAGUUACCAGCUAAUGUGUGGGAUCUUUAUACAAAAACGUUAUGUAUGGUGGAAAUUAAAGGAAAGCCAAAAGAAUCUUUAAAAAGGGAAAUACUUUCAAGUGGACAGACCAGCACAGUGGCUGACAUCAAAGGAUGUUAAAAUAAUAGUAAAUUUCAGGCCUUCCCACCAAAUUGGGAAUUAUAAAUUACUAAAAUCCCAUUUGGGUGUUGGCAGUUCUGGAAAAUGUAAACAUGAAAGCUUCAAGGAGCAGCAAAAGGCAUGUUUAAAGAGUAAAUAUAUGCUAGAAAUAAUGAGACAAUUGUCUCUGCCAAGCCAAGAAACUUUGGAACACAGGAAUAUUCCAAUAAAAUUUAACAGUUGUAGAAAAACA